AGCAAAACAAACCUAAGGAUCCUUUAUAAUUCUCUUGUCGGCGAUAUUCCACCAUUCCACAAUAAUACCUAGUACUCGACUAGUCACCACGGAAGCAACCUAGACCUCAUUAUCAUAUUUUUUUACCCUCAGUAUUGCUCUUCAUAAAAAUACUAUGCAAUGGCUGCUGUAAUUGGGGAUUUCGUAACGGAUCACACCCGACUUCAUAACAUGAUAGCAGCCUCAGGUUUGCCCCACGACCAUUCUCACUCGCGACCUCGCGAAUCCUCAUUUCGUUCCGAUUCAAGGAACCGACCGCGUGAGACUACUUCAUCUCAAAGAGCGCAUUCGCCCAACUAUCGCCCUUCCGUACCGAGCGCAACCCCUUCUAAAAGAUCCUGGGAAUCUGCCGAGACGGAAGCAGAUCCUAGACAAAUCUCAUCCACCGGUGGUGCCUCACGAUUUCCCACCCCGCCCGAUUCUUCUUCGCCGAACCCCGCUUCUGCCCGCGUAAGAGCACAGAAUGCGAAGAGUCCCUCGUCCGAAUUUAUGGCAAUGGAAAUCCAGAAUACCGCGUCUGCAGUAACAAGUAGUUCUACGCCUACUCCCACCCAGCAGCAACCCUCCCCCGAUUCCGAUGCACACAGGUCACCUACCCCGCGGGUCCUUGCUGACAUUCCCCCGAGCCCGCAACAAGGCCAUACUGUCAUUGUGCGCGAUCUUGCUCACAUUCAAAGCCUUGCUCGGGCUGAUAUAAUGAAUGGAGGAAAUGGCCCAGGAAUAUUAAACGAUGCCCCGCUUCAGGCCAUGAAGUAUGAAAUUAGUCAAAUGCCCAUUGGCGAUAUCAUCGAGAUGGUCGCCGCUCUUCUAACGAAGAUCACCACCACCAACGACCUUCAACACGAUGCCCUGCAUAGAAAUGCAACGCAUCAGCAAACCGCUGCUACGCACAACAAUGAGGGCACUUCCAUGAGCCCCCUUAGCAGCUCUGUACUUGCGUUUCAUGGCAAAAACAUCCCAGCAAUCACGAUUCUGAGUUAUUUGAGCAGGAUCCACAAGUACUGUCCCACCACCUAUGAGGUGUUUCUCAGUCUUCUGGUCUACUUUGAUCGAAUGACAGAGCGAGUUAAUACUAAGGUCAUGGAGGCAGAAGCAACGCGGAAGCAAACACAAGCUCGACCCAGCCAAUCUAAUGAUAUCGAAAUGCAAGACGGCGGCAGCGACGAUAGUGACGCAACCGACUCUGAUUUUAUUGACGAUGCUGAUGAAAAAGGAAAGGCUAGAACAACGCGCGAAAGGCGUGUCAAAGCACAACCUUCUUCGCCGCCGGCUACCUACUUUGUUGUUGACAGCUUCAACAUACAUCGUCUGAUAAUUGCAGGCAUUACUUGUGCGAGCAAAUUCUUCUCGGAUGUUUUCUAUACCAAUUCGAGAUAUGGCAAGGUUGGCGGCCUUCCGUUAGCAGAGCUCAACCAUCUUGAGUUACAAUUUCUACUUUUGAACGAUUUCCGGCUCGCCGUGCCCGUCGAGGACUUGGAAGCAUAUGCCACAAUGCUAGUCGAAUUUUACGCACGAGAAGUAGUCGCUCAACGUUCCCGACCAAUGGCUGGGACUGAGUGAGGCCACAAACCAGAGUUUUCAGGACGACGAUAUGAAGAGACGUACUUGACGCCUUGAAAUACAUAUCCAGUCAGAUUAGGUCCAUGUGUAUGACACGUGAUUACCCGCGGUCAACUGCAUAUUAGCAACACUACUGCUACUCCCCGUCAGGGACUUGGGAGGAGAAAUGCCACAUGGUGUAGGAUUAAGAACCUACCUGGCCAAGGAUGGAAAAGGCCUUGGCUUGAACGACUUGGUGACAAUAGGCCAGUGUAUCGGAUUUAUAUUUAUGAGGGGAGGGUAGCAUACCCCGAGAUGAUGAUUCCCGAAGACGAAUAUGACCUAGUUAGUUGCGCCUUGGUACGGGGAUAUGAGGAAGGAGAGGUCAAGGAGGGAAGGUUGCAAGGGGGGAAGAAAUGAGGCUGGAAGAGCUACUAAUGUCAUACAUAUUUGAUACCCGGAUAGAUUUUUUUCUUUUCAUGAAAUAAUUCGGGUUCUGUCUUACCAAUACGUGCGGUUCCGUGGUGCGACUUGUUUGAUUUUUAGUGUGAUAGUUACCUACGUAGAUGGCCGAAAGCGGGACAGCGGUUUCUAGGAAGCAACAAGCAGGAUGGAAAGGUCAUGACUAUGAAGGUAUAUCUAUCUGGAUAGAUUGUCAUGAGUUAUGCGUAUUCUUCUAAGCUAGGUAUCAAGCUUUGUAUUAAUAAAGUGGAAGUGAUUUAAAAGUCUUGUCUUGG
Hypoxylon fragiforme is the source of this 2315-nucleotide messenger RNA. Its product is annotated as cyclin-domain-containing protein. Gene Ontology annotation, molecular function: protein kinase binding; cyclin-dependent protein serine/threonine kinase regulator activity. Gene Ontology annotation, biological process: regulation of cyclin-dependent protein serine/threonine kinase activity. Bases 160 to 1599 code for a protein of 479 amino acids. Lineage: Eukaryota; Fungi; Ascomycota; Sordariomycetes; Xylariales; Hypoxylaceae. Gene Ontology annotation, cellular component: cyclin-dependent protein kinase holoenzyme complex; nucleus. The record is from RefSeq and is a predicted model, not a curated record. The transcript is spliced from 2 exons.